GACCACUAGGUUAGCUCGCUUCCGCUCGCCAAUCACUCUGAAGAACAAUGUGUACAUAACCUGAACACCAUCCACUGAUGAUGACAAUGCUGGUGCUUCACUCUGGUGUAAAGUGGAUGGAGUAACCACUGCUUCCUGUAUGGAUUACAUUCCACAACAUAUAACUUUACUGACCACCUUAUCUGAUUGCACUGGUGAGGGCCGAAAGUUACAGAUGAGCCAAAUGACUUCAGUCUGGAGAUUCCAGAGGGAGCCAUUCCUGAGGGAGAGAUGCACACUGUCGACGUGGGCGUGGCCCUCUUUGGCCCAUUCCAGUUCCCAGAAGGUCUGAGACCUGUGUCACCUGUGUUCUGGGUCUGUGUUCGGGAUAACCCAAACUUCAGGUUCUCCAAACCAGUCACAGUCACCAUCCCUCACUUCCUUAAUCUUGAGAAUGAUGACGAGAUACAAUCUCUUGGACUCACCUUCCUCAAAGCAGGGCACAACAAGAAUGCUGAGGGACUUUACGAAUUCCAGCCGACAGAAGGAGAGAUAAACUUUCAACCCUUCCAGACAUUUGGCAUUCUUCAAAACAGUCACUUUUGCUCCCUGUGCAUUACCUGUAGAGACAAUCCAGAGGUUUUUUUCAAAUAUGCCUACUUUUUCAUCACAUUGUACAAUCUGAGCACCUGCCUAACAAAAGUAGAUGAAUUGAUUGCAGAGAAAAAGUUGGAACACUACAAAAAGACGCAGGUUAAGUGUAAGUUCAAGAAAUUUUUAACGAAACCUGCACUGGAAAUAGUCACAACUCAGCCAACACACGGAAACAUUGGAGUUGAAGGGAAGACAAAGAUUUUCCGUAGCGAAGUUGACCACUUUACCAAGAAAAAGACUCCAGAAAAAGAACUGCAGGCCCAAGAACAAAGAGAUUUGUACCCUCCAAGAUUCCAGAUCUUUCUUGUCUCCUCUCCAAAUGAUUUAUCACUGAGUGGUUCCAGGAUUCGGCUUAAAGGAGCAGAUUGCGAACUUCAGUACGAUAUUUGCCUUGACUUACCCGAUGACACUAACCAUUCUCUGACUGCACCUCUGGCCAUUGGCUCAACUGGUAUCUCAUUCACUCAUACUGAAACACCAGGUGGACCUACUUUACCAGAGCUCCUGAGGCUUAAAUUCCCAGAGAAAGUCGGUGGAGCAGCGUACGCCUUUGGUGUGUCUUCUUCUGAAGGACUUACAGGGCCAUAGAGUGAGAAAUAUUGAGCUAAAGUAUCGAGGAGACCCUGAAGCAGUUAUUCGAGAUAUUCUACAUCUGUGGUUGGAAGGACAGGGGAAAUCGGUCACCUGGAGGAGCCUGGUGAAUGUUCUGACCGACAUCAACCUUAAUGUUUUUGCUAGAGACGUGGAAAACCAUGUUAGAUUAGCUAAUAGUUAACAUCUGCACUAACAUUAUGGUAUAUAAACGUAGCUGUGUGUGUAUCUUUUUCACAAGUG
This is a messenger RNA of Geodia barretti, 1467 nucleotides long. The record is from the annotation of a GenBank genome assembly. NCBI's taxonomy places the organism in Eukaryota, Metazoa, Porifera, Demospongiae, Tetractinellida, Geodiidae.